Messenger RNA from Linum trigynum, 5276 nucleotides. The record is from the annotation of a GenBank genome assembly. Lineage: Eukaryota; Viridiplantae; Streptophyta; Magnoliopsida; Malpighiales; Linaceae.
ACCGACCGACCGGUCGGUCGGACGGACGGACGGCGCGCGCGCGCGUGUGGUGGUCCAUUAGGUCCUCCCUCUCCCACAAAAGUGGGUCACCCAAAGGGGCAUGCCCUUGGGAGAGAGGCUCCUAUCUUUAUACACAUUUCACCAAGUAAAACUACCAAUGUGGUAGUUUUUUCCACUAGAGACUCUAUAGCUUUCAAAGCUAUUCAUAUACAUUCAUUUCCAACAACUUCAGCAUACUUUCGGAUAAUUUCAGUGUGAGUUGUUUACCUAUCCUGCCUUUGACUGAACUUAUGUAGUGAUGUUAUUGAUAUUGCCAAUCAGCAUUAAGACUGAACAACUGUGUGUGCGAGGUGGGUAUGUGUGUCAAAUGUAAUGAAUGCCUUCCUAUGUGUGUCUUAGUAAAAUAUCCAUUAUCGAUCCUGCUUGAGGUGAUUGGAAAUCAAAAGGCUCAACAUCUGGACCAGAACCGAUUGCAGUAACGACAUGUCAUUUUGUUUCUGCGCAAGAAUAGCACUUUUUCGCAUCGUAAUCUCUUCACUUGAAGAUUGCAGUAUCAUUCAAAUUAAAUGAUCCAGAGUUUCCAUAAAGUACUUAGAUGAUGAUGACGCUCUGUGAUACUACUUCCCAAAAACUUUAUAAACAUGACUUCCAGUGGUUGAAAUUGAUAUCAUUAGAAAGAGUAAGCUCUGAAAGAAACAGGGUUCAUAGGAAAGAGAAGCUUUUUUCACUGUCUUGCUCGAAUUGUUAUGCUGAGCUGCCAUGGCACUGUGGCACUGCAUAAAAAGAUAGAUUGGCGGUUUUUAGGAGUUAGUAUAGACAUUAAAAGUUGGAAAUUGGAAUGUUUUUGGGAGGAGGGUUUCCGAAACAUUAAAACUCCGGUGGCUGUCGUGUCAUUUUCGAAACAGUGGUGAAUCAGAACUUUCUGCUCUGUAGCUACUUGUAAAGCACUAAAAAGGGAUCGGUUAGCUUGACUACCCCAUGGAGGGGACUGAUUUUCGACACCCCCAUCCACAACCGUCCAUCUAAAUUAGUGGUAAUGUAGGGUGAGGAUUGAGCAGCCUUUUUUGUGCAUUAAAUCCUUCAUUAGUUGGCGUCACCCACGUUGGAAAGGGGAAGAAAUUUGGGGACUGGGAAAAAACGAUUUGACUUUCUCCUUUUGAUUAUUUCCCCUUUCGUCUCUCCCACCAGACGACCAACCCUCCUCCUUCCAUCACCAGCAGCCGGCCAUCUUCGACCUUCUUCGACGACAACAAUGGAGGUUGUUCCUUCCAUCGAUCGAGAAUCAACCUGUCAACCAACUCCUUUCCUCUUCCCUUUUGCUCUAUUUCCGUCAACCACCUUCUAUCGGCGACACCAGGCUUGCCGCCGCGACUCUCCAUCUCCUUCCACAAAGCUCAGCACUGCAAAGGGAUCGACGGAGAAGACGACGACCCUCCUCACCUUCCCUACGAGAUGACUUCACUCAUGUCGUUCCUGCGGUGACCCUCCUCCCCUUCCCGACGAAGAUGACGACGAAGAAACUGAGGUAGCUCUCUCUCCCCUACUGUCUCUUUCUCCCAAACUCAAAUCUAGGUUUUCGUGUGGAUUUUUUCAUGUGGUAUUAGUACCAGUGUACUGGUAUGUCUAUCACUGGAGUGGUAUGUCUAUCACUGGAGUGGUAUUAGUACUAGUGUACUGGUAUUAGUACCACUGUACUGGUAUGUACUACUGAUUUAUAUCACUGCAGUGAUAGUUGCAAAGAUGUAUUGGUAAUUCUACCACUGAAUUCUACCACUAUAGUGAUAGUUGUCUUACUUAUCAAACUCAUAUUUCUAUCACUGAAUUGAUAGUGUUGAUUAUUAUCUAUAGGAAUGGUCAAGACGAAGAGACCGUAACUUGGAGUGCUUAAAGGAAAGAGUCAUGGAAGCUAUGUUCCUUGCCAUGUAGAAGUUGGGGUAGGUCAAGAUCAUUCAUCGGGUGCGAGUACCAACAAGAAGCAACGCUGUGAGAGCCGGGAUAACGGACAAUAUAGGGGGAAGAGGAAACGUACUAAUGAUGUUAGCGGCAAGAAGUGAAACCCCAACUUUAUAAUUCAAAUUCUGUUUUUCCGUCAAAUUACCUAAGUCACCCGGUCAUCUUUCGACACCUGAUUUACCAUUGUUUAGACUUCCCGCAAACAAUUUCUUAGUGACUUCAUGUUUUAUUUGUUACAUUGGAUGGAUAUUUUAUUGUUGUUGGCAUUUUCCUUUUUUUAUAACACAUUUUACUUCACGGCUAGUGGUGAUACUAAUGGAAAAUUGUUGGUUUGCUUACGUAUCAAAUUGGUUGUACAAUGUACAUGUAUCAGUUUAGUGGUACAUGUGACAGUUCAGUGAUACAUCUAUCAGUACAAUGGUAUGUGUAUCAGUUCACUUGCACAUCUUUCAGUUUAGUGAUACAUGUUCCAUUUCAAUGGUACCACUCAAAAGUAUAUCUAACACUGCAACAUGAACAUUUAGGAUGAAUUUCAAUUUUGCUAAUGGUACAAGUACAAUAUAUCUAACGCUGCAAGUGGGUGGUCACAUUUUGUGUGUGGAAAGUAUGACAGUACAUAUACCACUCUAGUGAUACAUGUACCACUCUAGUGGUACAGUUCAAUUAUAUAUGUACCAGAUCAGUGGUACAUGUUCACGACAAUGUCGUUGUCUACUAGACGUUGUAGGGUUGCACUCCACGACAAGAAGCGGUAAGAAAUGAGUAAUCAGCGCCCUCCAUUUUGUACAGGUGCAAUAUAUCUAAAGUCUAUAUUGCAAUGAAAUGAGAACAUUUAAAUGAGAACAUAUUGAUGGUGGCCCACUCCAAAGUCUAUCUAACACUGAAAUGAGAACAUUUAGGAUGAGUUUCAAUUUUGUACAGGUGCAAUAUAUCUAACACUAUAAGUGGAUGGUUACAUUUUGGUGUGGAAAGUAUGGCUUGAAUAGUUGCACUGGUACUUGUACCAGAUCAGUGGUAGUUGUACCAGAUCAGUGGUACAUGCUCAUGGAGUGUCGCCGUCUCCCAGACGUUGUAGGGUUGCACUUCACGACAGGAAGCUGUAAGAAAUGACCCGUCGCUGCCCUUCAUGUUCUUCUUCAUAUCCGACGGGUUCUCCGCCGACGAGAAACCCCCUCGGUGUUCUUCUUCACGUUCUUCUUCGUCUCCGCCGCCGCCCUUCAUGUUCUUCUUUAUCUCCGACGGGUUCUCCGCCGACGAGAAACCCCCUAGGUGUUCUUCUUCAUGUUCUUCUUCAUCUCCGCCGCCGCCCUCAUUGUUAUUCUUCUUCCCCUGUGUCUCGUUCUUCGGCGAAGAGCAACCCACCAGGCAGGCGAAGGCGAUCCCACCGUCGGCGAGCAACUCGAUGGUUUCCGGCCGCCAUCGAUUUCUGCAGAGGAGAGGGCCACCGUCAAGUUCUGCAGAGGAGAGGAAUGGGUACUAUUUUUUCGGGAGGGAAUAUGGGGAAUAUAGGAGCUGAAAAGGCACUUUCCUCCUCCAACGUUUUUCUCCUUCCCCAUUCAUAAUUAUUAUCACAAUUAAGGCUUUCCCAAUUUACAAGAUUAUAAUAAAUAAAAUAAAAAGCAACUUUCAUUAAUACAACUUACCAAAUGAUUAAAUGGAUAAUUGACCAAUCAAAAUGAGGGUGUCGAAAAUCACUACCCCUUUAGGGGUUAGCAUAGUAUCCGACCCCACUAAAAAGCUUCAGUAAGUCUUGCUGUCAUAUUAACAAGUGGGGUGGUGCAGAAUUCGCCUGUACAGAACAUAGGAAAGAAGCAGCGAGAUUCAGACACAGCUGGCGGUGGCCGAGCGACGAGCUUCUCCCAGUGAUGGUCGAGUGGAGAGCUUCUCCCAGCAGUGGCCAGCGAUGAGCUUCUCCCACCUCACCAACAAGAGCAGCCGAACAACAGAAAGGGCGAAAUUACUUGAAAAUUUGAGGGACAAAAUUGAAAACCGAGAAGGAUUAAAAAGUGCAGAUGGAAGGUAAGAUCCAAGGAGUACGGGCUUGAAUAGGCAAAGAAGGAAGCUGCAGACUAGGUGGUCUUCGUUUCUAAUCUAGAGCGGAGCGGUCGAUAAAGGAAGAGGCCUCUCCGCGGCAGCCAAUCAACUUUCCGCGCUCGGUGGGAAGUUUUCCCGCGGCGCAUAGGGGAUAAGGAUAAAUUAAAUUAAAUUAAAUUAAAUGCUGAUGGAAUUAAUCAUAUUAAGGAUUAAUUUGAAUAUCGAAACGUACAGAAAAAUCACCAUCAAUGACCAGCGGCUUUAUAAUAUACUCGAUCACUACUGUUCUUAAUUAAUUGACGACAUGGUUUUUUCAAACUUCCGGAUUUACUGCAAAUUAAAAGUGACCGUAUUUAAAUUGUAAAUACUCCGACAUGUUUCAUAAAUGUCGGAAAACACUAGUCUAACUUGUAUAUUAAACGACGUUUAUCAAAACUAUCACAAUAUACGUCUCUAUGAAAUAUGGUUAUUUUGACUUUUUUUUUUUGUAAAUGACCCAACACACUCAUCUAGUUUGCGAAUUAACCAACAUUUGUCAAAAUAAUCGUAACUUAUAUCGCGGUAAAAUAUAGGUAUUCUGACGUUUUUUAUGAAUGACGCCAUACAUUCAUCCAAUUUGAUGAUUAACCGACAUUUAGAAAAACUAUUGUAAUAUAUGUCGUUAUAAAAUAUAUUUUUUCGACAUUUUGUAUAAAUGAUGACAUAAUUAUUUAGUCUCCACACUAGACCAACAUUUUUCACAAUUGUCGGGAUGAAAAUGUCGUUAGUAGGAUUUUAUUUACUAGUUGUUCCAACAUAUUUUGUAUAUGACGUUGUAUCCUCAUCUAGUUUGUUGAUUAACCAACAUUUUCUAUUAUUGUCAUUACUUAUGUCGCUAGAAAAUAUAUGUAUUAUGACAUUUUUCAUAAAUGAUACACUCAUCUUGUUUCGACAUUUGCAAAAAAUAUUGCAACAUACGUCGCUUUAAAAUAUGUUAUAUCGACAUUUCGAAUAAGUGACGACACAACUAUUUAUCUCUCGCAUUUGAACGACAAUUUUCAAAAUUGUCGUAAUAAAAAUGUCGCUACAAAGGAUUUUUUUUUAUGUAGUGUGUAACUAGUAAGCAAUGAGCUAGUCGUGUGGUUAGUGAAGCAAAAUUUAUCACGAGGAACGAUUAGAGCUACCCAGUACAUGAAAGAAUGGGGGCUGCUACAGCAAUGGUGUGUCGUCCCAAACAUUCAAGACAUGUCAUUUUUUUAGUUUGUUUGAAACGGUCUCUCCACCAGACUUAAUGAAACUUCUUAAGUAAC